AUGUCGCCGUAUCAACAUCUCUUCUCCACUAAUGCCGUCCUGGGUGUUUGGCGCAACCUCCGUAACACCAAAGACAACAACGAUCUCUUGCUCACCUUGCAGUACCACCAAGAAGAUCUUCAGAGGCAAAAAGGAAACAAAUAUACCAAGGGGGGUAUUUCAGAAAGUGCACAAGAGGUUUCAGAUGGAAAGACAGUGGAUGUGGGUGGAAAGAGCAUUAGCUUCGUGGUACCAUGGCGGGCAAUGCAGAACCAAAGACGGGAGCUGAAGGAGAAGGAAAAGGAACUUGCUGAAGCGCUUAUUCGCCACCUCGCAGCCGGCCUGUCACGUCAAAUGUCCAAAAUCGAAUUUCAGAUGAAUGACAAUGCCCCAUUCGCCAAUGGCAAGAACCUAUACACAGGCGGAGAAAUAGCACAAAAGUUUCUUCCCCCCGUCCAGGCUCUCUUUGAGCAAAAACCCGUCCCCCAGCGCAUUAUCUUCGAGCUAUUAAUGGAAUUAAAAGAUCUUGUCUAUAUGGCUAUGGCAGGCUGCUCAAAAGAAGUACUAGAACACGAAAUCGGCAGCACAGGAACCGCCUCCUUAGAAGAACUCGACGACGCAAUCGUCCGAGCCAUCACACCUCCACCCCCCUUUCUUGAAUCUCACCAUCAUAAAGACCUAGAACAAGGCCACAAACGCUCCCUCCGCCGCAAAGCCUCAAGCCUCCUCUCCAAACACCCGAAACAAGAUCAACAAGCCGUAUCCUUCCUGCUUUCCGCCCCCGAAGAACUCAUAUACACCCUCGAAUCCCUCGAAACCACCGCUCUAGCAUUCACCCAGCUUCCCCUCCCGCUCCUCGACUUCUGCGCCCACGCCGUCAUCACCCUGCGCCGUCUAAUCCCCCGCCCACUCCUGUCCGAUCUCUCACAGCAAAAGAAGAAGAAAAUAAGGCAAAAUUGCGCAGAGUAUGCGCGGUGCAGCAAGUGGGCUGGGGCACAAUGGCGGCAGAACGGUGGGUGUGGUCGGGAUUGCAAGAAUGAAGAUGAGGAUCCCGAGGGUUUGCCGAGUUGGCAUCGGUGUAGUCGGUGGUUUGAUGAGAAGGGGGGUGGGACGUAUAUGGUUGGUGGGGGGAGGGCAGUAGAGAGGGAGGAUGGGUUUGGGGUUGUUAGAAUGACGGCGGUGUGA
Messenger RNA from Bipolaris oryzae ATCC 44560, 1164 nucleotides. RefSeq lists its product as uncharacterized. The record is from RefSeq and is a predicted model, not a curated record. The coding region runs from base 1 to 1164 and encodes 387 amino acids. Lineage: Eukaryota; Fungi; Ascomycota; Dothideomycetes; Pleosporales; Pleosporaceae. The transcript is spliced from 2 exons.